This is a messenger RNA of Aspergillus niger, 3078 nucleotides long. RefSeq lists its product as uncharacterized. Gene Ontology annotation, biological process: potassium ion import across plasma membrane; intracellular potassium ion homeostasis. Gene Ontology annotation, molecular function: high-affinity potassium ion transmembrane transporter activity. Gene Ontology annotation, cellular component: plasma membrane. The record is from RefSeq and is a predicted model, not a curated record. NCBI's taxonomy places the organism in Eukaryota, Fungi, Ascomycota, Eurotiomycetes, Eurotiales, Aspergillaceae. The coding region runs from base 1 to 3078 and encodes 1025 amino acids. The transcript is spliced from 16 exons.
AUGGAACGUGUAAACCCCGCAUUACUGUGCCUCGGAGAGAUGGAAAGCACCGAGGAUCACCCGCAGAUCCCAUACUCGCGGAGAGAGAUGAUUGACUGUUUGGGUCUGGAGAUCUACAAGACACCUGAAGAAUGGUUGCGGCUUACCGCUUUCCAACCCAACAAGUUCGCAUUGGUUUCCUUUCCAGGUCUAGACUGGCUCUCCUUUAACUUUCAAGUUCAAUUUGCUGCAUGUGAUUGUCCGAGGCUUGAGGACCUGAACCAGUAUGACUGCACUAAUUAUAGAGUAAUCACCAAUGUGCCUGGAUUAUACGUUACCAUUGACGCUUAUACUUAUCUUGACAUACAGCACUUCUCCAUGCUUAGAAAUUUGCUCGCUAUUCCUGUUUGGGACAGAAUCUUGACUGUUGUCACCCCUCACUUCCAGGGAUCAUUUGCGUGCGGCUCUGUUUUCCUCAAUAUGUUGUUCCAGAGCUAUGUUCAUGUCAACUCUGAGAGUUCCAUUCAAGUUCUCUGCAAAAUGCCCUCAGCUAUGAGUGACCAGUCCACAAUCAUACCCGCCAACAGAUCGGGUUAUAUCCAUCACAAGUCACCAGCGGGAUCGACUGUCAGGACAACCCCAACCUUGUAUGACAUUAUACCAGCUACAGAAUCCAAAGAAUGGGUUGAAUCGAGCGUGAAAGUCAAUUGCGUGGUUCCCCUGGCAAAGAUAAUGAAUAAGGAAACUGCAGAAGCACAGGGUAACAUCGGCACCCGUGGCAAUCAAGCACCAAGAACAGACCCAGAGAAGAGCGCCCACCUUGAAGACAGGGGGAGGAAGAGCCCUACAGGGAAUUAUGAAAUGAAGCCGAAUGCAGUGGGGGCGAAGAUCAAAUCUCGGCCCGCAAGUCAUCUCACCCUCAGUGACCUUGACUGGACUGCUUAUGCCACAACUGAUCAGAAAUCGAAACAUGAAUUAUCGUACACGUCUAAGAACCCUUCAGAAAUUUUUGCAAAACCCUUGUGGCUAGCGCUUCUGAGUCGAAGCAUAAUUGCCAUGCUUCCGCCAUUCAACUUCCUCACGCUUCAUUAUGUAUACUUCAUUGCGACGUCUUUGAUAUGCAGCGUCAUAUUCUGGGGUUCCUCGACUCCGCGGCGCAGUGUUUCAUACACAGACUCCCUAUUUCUAUGCAUCAGUGCCAUGACGGGUGCUGGCUUAAAUACCGUCGACCUGUCUUCCCUGAAUUCGUUCCAACAGUCUAUCCUCUUCGCACUCUUACUGUUGGGGCAUGCUAUUCUCAUCUCAAUAACGGUGCUCUUCGUCAGGAUGGGCGCGUUUCAAGCCAAAUUUAAAGGCAUAUCACUUGAACGUGCCCGUAAAGCACUACAGCAACAACUGGUAGGACAAGACACCAUACUUGAACCAAUCCAAGAGAGUGUUGCCAGCGAGGAACACUAUCAGCUGGCGAAGAUUGACGGUGCUACCCUUGAUGUCAAGCACGCGGUGACAGCAGGAGCUGCACCCGCAGAUAAGUGCAACGACGUGCGAGAUGACGACCAGAUCCGAUGGGUCGACGAUGAUCAAGUCACCCUCAGCCAUAUGAGGGCACGUCAAAAGCACCAUCAUCACCACCGCGUUUUUCCCAUGGUAGGCGUUGGGGCCCGUCUUGACUUGAACAACCACCCCCGAGAUGCUGCGCCAAGAAUGACCCAGAAUGAUGGAGAUACAGAUUUACCUGCCCUCAAAGGCCUUAUCAAGGGCACACAAAAAUACUUUAGGUCAAAAGGAUCUAUCGCACGAAAUUCCCAGUUCCAUGGGCUUACCCCUGAAGAGCGAGAGAGACUGGGAGGUGUCGAGUAUAAGGCCGUUUCCUUACUACUGGUCAUUGUUGCCCUCUACUGGAUCCUGUUCCUCAUUUGUGGUAUCAUUGGGAUGGGUACCUGGAUCGCAGUGAAUCAUCCAGAUAUACCUCGAUCAAACGGCCUAUCGCCUUUCUGGACAGGCGCAUUUUUUGCUGUGUCUGCAUUUGUGAACAGCGGCAUGUCGCUCUUGGAUGCGAAUAUGACUGCAUUCCAGACAAAUGCGUACCCUUUGCUUACCAUGGCAUUCUUGAUUCUGUCUGGGAACACGCUUUACCCAUGCUUCUUGCGGUUUAUUAUCUGGGCAAUGAGAUGCUUGAUCCCAGAUAAGCCGUCAUGGGCGACAUGGAAGGUUACUCUGGACUUCAUCCUUGACCAUCCUAGAAGGGUUUACACAAACCUCUUCCCGAGAAGACAUACAUGGUACUUGCUCGGUACCAUUAUCAUCUUGAAUGCGAUCGACUGGGCUGGCUUCGAAGUCCUUUCAAUCGGAAACAAGGAGAUUGAAAGCUUGCCAACAGGGUAUCGAGUCCUAGACGGACUGUUCCAGGCUUGCGCUGUACGAGCGGGAGGCUUCUACGUCGUUACGAUUGCGGACCUCCGUCAGGGACUACUCGUUCUAUAUGGUAAGCACUUGUUUCCCCAAGCUUUAAUCAGAAUUAUACUAACAAACACAAACGUAUACGAAGAGCGCUCCCUCGGAAUCUACGCUCACGACAACACGGACGACGAGACCGAAGAGAAGGCCUCACCAAACAUGCUCAUCCAAUUAGUCCGACACCACCUCCUCGGCCGACAAGAUGCAUCCACCCCCGAAGCAUCCCGCAGUUACUUCGUCCACCAGCAACUGCGUUCCCAACUGAGCCAUGACCUUUGGUGGAUCGCCCUCGCGGUCUUCCUCAUUGCCAUCGCGGAAUCAGGAAACUACAGCCGCAUGCCCGUGGCAUAUUCGACCCUGAAUAUCAUUUUCGAGGUCGUCUCCGCCUACGGUUGCGUCGGCAUCAGUGUGGGCUUUCCGAGCUCGAAUGCCUCGUUCUGUAGCUCCUGGCAUACCAUCAGCAAACUUAUCUUGGCGGCUGUUAUGCUGCGCGGUCGCCACAGGGGUCUUCCGGUCGCUAUUGAUCGCGCUGUCAUGCUACCGAAUGAGUCCCUUGAGUGGGCGGAGGAGGAAGAUGCUGCUAUGAGACGUGAGCAGUCUCGUGCUUGGGGGAGUGAUAAGAUGCCUGUGGGAUCAGUUUAA